Molecule: messenger RNA, 6105 nt
Organism: Pristis pectinata (smalltooth sawfish)
Lineage: Eukaryota; Metazoa; Chordata; Chondrichthyes; Rhinopristiformes; Pristidae
Gene: st8sia5
Product: ST8 alpha-N-acetyl-neuraminide alpha-2,8-sialyltransferase 5
Exons: 7
Coding region: 813-1931 (372 amino acids)
Biological process (GO): N-glycan processing; oligosaccharide metabolic process
Molecular function (GO): alpha-N-acetylneuraminate alpha-2,8-sialyltransferase activity
Source: RefSeq, a predicted model, not a curated record
ACAGAGAUAAGUGGAGCGGGGGAGAGAGGGAGAGGGGCGACGCGAGGGUGGGAGAGAGGUGCAGAAACAGACCCUGAAAUGUCAUAUCUUGGUUCGAGAAACAUUACACCUUAAAAACUGAGUUGUAAAGUAAAAACAAAUGCACUCGUGUGCGUUUAUUUGAAAUGUUAGUUAUUUUGGAUUAUUUGGAAGUAAUAAGCUCGGCGUAAAAAUUAACACCCCUGGUUGUCAUUGCAAUGCGGAACCUGGAAUCGCAGCCUCUGGACCUCAGGACCCCUCGUCCUCCAGUGAGACCCUCUCGGUGUGGCCGGCUUCGGGAGAAGACACUUUAGACCCCGCCGUUCCCCCUCGUCGGCGAUCGCCUCCGGGUAAGCGCGUUUAAGGAAGAAACGUUUCCGAGCACCCAGCUCGCAAACGCCCUGAUCAACGUGUUCAGAUUUAAAGCCAUCUCCACCACCUUAUCCCGGGACCAUUUAUUCCUCCUGAUUAUUAAAUCCCUUCCUGCAUUCCUGCUACAUCGUUGAAAAUAUAUUUCCGAAAGACAUUGUAUUCGUAUGCAGAGGUAGGAAGGUUUGGGGCAGAGCUUUAAGAAGAUUGCGGCUGCAGUCAUCUGUGACAAGCAGACUUCAAGGGUGAAUGAAAGAGUUUGAGGACGCCUCGGGUUCUUUGGCUGGUGUUGAUGCAGUGGAUGUAAGGAACAGCCGCAAGUCGGAGAUUUCCCUGGAGGGGACUGCAAAUAAGGUUAAAAACCAACAUCCCCCAGUGACAGUUCGUCAAGGGUCCCAGGAGAGGGUCGCAUUAAUGCUGGAAGAAUGUAUUCAGAUCCUUCGGGAAGAGAUCUUUUGGGAAAUAGAACCCUGUUUUUCAUAUUUAUUUGUUCUUUCGCGCUGGUCACUCUGCUGCAGCAGAUCCUGUACGGCAAGAACUACAUAAAAAGGUAUUUCGAGCUGCAGGAGGGUCGGUUCGAGUACAACUCCUCAACAUGUUGGAAACUGCGAAAUGAGAUCAUGGAGGUGAAGGUACUUUCCAUGGUGAAGCAAUCUGAGCUAUUUGAGCGGUGGAAGACCCUGCAGUUGUGUAAAUGGGAAAGGAACCAGACAGCUACCAACAUUUUUAAAUCUCGUCUGAGUCGAUGCUGCAAUGCGCCGGCGUUUCUGUUCACGACGCAGAAGAACACACCCCAGGGCAUCAAGCUGAAGUACGAGGUGGACAGCAGUGGCUUCCUCUUCAUCAAUGCAGAAGUUUUUGAAUUAUUUCCAAAGGAAAUGCCAUAUUCACGUUCCCAGUUUAAGAAAUGUGCAGUGGUUGGGAAUGGAGGAAUCCUGAAGAACAGUAGGUGUGGCAAUGAGAUCGACUCUACAGAUUUUGUAUUCAGAUGUAAUUUGCCACCAAUCUCUGAGAAAUACACCACAGAUGUUGGACUGAAGACAGAUAUUGUGACAAUAAAUCCAAGCAUUGUAACCGAGAGAUUCCAAAAGCUAGAAAAGUGGAGGCGGCCAUUUUAUGAAGUCCUACAAGCCUACGAAAAUGCAUCUGUGGUUAUGCCAGCUUUCUACAACACCCGUAACACGGAUGUUUCAUUCAGGGUGAAGUAUGUCCUGGAUGACUUUGAGUCCCAACAAUCCAUGUUCUAUUUCCAUCCCCGCUAUCUUGAGAAUGUUUCCCGUUUCUGGAUGAGAUAUGGGCUCAGAGCCAAACGCCUCAGCAGUGGCCUAAUGCUGGUGACAGCUGCAAUGGAGUUGUGUGAGGAGGUCCAUCUCUAUGGUUUCUGGGCAUUCUCCAUGGACCCCUCAGGGUUUUACAUCACCCACCAUUACUAUGAUAAUGUCAAACCUCGGCCCGGUUUCCACAAGAUGACUUCUGAGAUCUUCAACUUUCUGCACAUGCACAGUAAGGGGAUUCUUCAGGUCCAUACAGAGGUUUGUAGCUGAUGUUUGUUACCACAGAGACUGCCAUGCCUAUAAAUUCUGAUUAGUCAAAUGAAUGCAAUGCACAUUUUGGAUAUUCAUUGAAAGGACUAUCCUUUCACCUUAAUGGGUAGAUAAGUAUGCAAUAAGUAGACUAGUUAUGCCAUCACUGUGAUAAGAAAUACGAAGAUGUCUCCAAUAAAACUUUGACCCUUUCUUUGAUAAUCAUUGAUCUAAGGGGUAACCCAAGGUUUUAUGGAUAGUCAUUGUUUUUGUUGGUGGUAUUUCCAGCUGUUUGAAUCUUUAAUCAACUCAAGGUGGAACCUUCCAAGAUUUAGUACUGACAAUUGUGGAUUUUCUGGUGGGUUUAUAAGCCUGGGAUUAGUUUAUUACUCCAGUUUACACCCAAGUCUAAAGGUCUAAAGAGUUUGCCAGACAUCAACUCUCCAUCCCCAAAUCCAACGUGAAUCAUGGAAUCAUUGAAAUUCACUUCAUAGAAGACCAUUCAGCCCAGCCUGCCCAUGCUGGCCAGAAAGGAAUUAUUUUGUUUAAUCACACUUCUCAGCUCUUAGCAUGUAACUGUAGGUUGUGGCAAUUCAUAUGUUUAUCCAGACAUUAAAUGUGAUUAAGUUCUGCCUCCACCAACUUUGUAGAUAUAAUGAUUGAUAAAUCUUUCACAAACUUGUUCAUUUGUCUUUGCUAGUGGCAGGAAGAAACUUCACAAAAAUUAACGGAGCUUGUCAGAAGGUUUACUUAUUGCUCAAAAAUUUCCCCUUUAGGAACCCAGAAACAAGAGUAGACCAUUGAACCCCGUGAGCCUGUUCCACCAUUCAGUGAGAGAACAUCUGACCAGUGCCUUAACUCCAGCCAUAUUCUUGUCUAUAUUCAGCUGUCAAACAUCCAUUGAUUUUACAUUUGCAAUUACGACAAGCUGAUGUCGACUACUUUCUGUGGAGAGGAUUUCACACUUCUGCUACCUUUUGUCUGAAGCCAAAAGUGUUUCUUGAGGGCUAUUGAGAACCGGCAGAGGAGUUGAGGCCGUGUAGAUCAUAUUAAAUCGCAGGGCAGGCUUGAAGGAUCUGGUGGCCUAUGCCUGUUCCUGUUUUCUCGUAUUCUUGUGUUCAUAAUUUUGCUCUUGUUGACUUCAAACACUCUAGUGUAUAUGAACUCCAUUCUUUCCACAUCAUUGUAUCUAUUUUUCAUGUGGCCAGGGCUGAACACAGUUCUCCAUGUGAAGAGUCACUAACAAAACCUCCUUCACUUUAUAUUCUUGUCUUCUAUUUGUAAAGACAAACAGUCCAUUAACCUCCCUGGUUGGCUGCCUUGGAGGAAAUGUGGCAGCCACACAGCAAGCUCCCACAAACAGCAAUAUAAUAACAAAAUAAAGGUGUCUUACUGGUGUUUGUUGAAGGGUAGCAGUGUUAAGGACACCAUAGUUAACUCCCCUUCUAUAUUUUUGAUUACCUUUUUUGUGAGAUUGGGUUGAACUGAAUCCAAACUGAGAGUUUAUUUUGCAAAACGGCAAACAAUAAAAACUAAUUCCAGAACUUUUAAAAAUGUUUAUUCCUUGAGAUGCCUAGACAGUGGAGAUUUUUUUUUGCUGGAUUCACUAGUAAUUCUAAGAGACUGAAAUAUUUGACUUGACCCCAAUUAUUUCUUACUGGGACUAUAAUAUUCAUUGAGAACAGUUACUUCGUAAUCUUACUGAGCAAUUGCUAUUGGCAGUAUGAUGUCAAGCUGCAAACUAAGAUGUUUUUAUUAUUCUGUUUAAUGAGCCAUUAUAGUACUUGGACCCCAAUUAGAAUCUUUUCUUCCAUACCAUAGGUUGAGGCCAGUUUUGGUCAAUGAAACACAUUAUAUUACUGUGGGAUAUUUGAAUGGCUUGGGAGGGUGGGUAUUGUGAAUGGAGUGAGACUAGAUCACAGGUGCUUACAGGCCAAAGAACCCUUACACAUCGUACCCUUCUACAUUGGUUGUGUUGCUAACCCCUAAUCUGGAAAGAUUUUGCCAAGCACAUAAACAAUGUACUUUAUAGCUGGGUAUUUAAAACACUUGAAGUCAUUAAAAAUAAUGCCUUUGACUAAUGUACCAGUGGUCAAGGGUAAAAGUUAUGAGAUGGUGCCCAGAAUAAACUUGCUCAGAAUUGGUUGGAAAUGCCACUAACAGCAAUGACUCUCAUACAGCCAGGACAAGCCACAGCUUAAAGCAGCCAUGCAAUUAGAAAUGAAAACAGAAAAUGCUGGAAAUACUCAGCAGGUCAGGCGGUAUCUGUUGAAAGAGAAGCAGAGUUAACAUUUCAGACUUAACAAUCAGACUUCCAGCAUCUGCAGUUUUUGAUUUUCAAUGCAAUCAGAAAGCUCAAUUCUUUACUCUGCCGCUGUCCUGUAAAGCACAAAUUUGUCUUUAAAGCGUCAGUUAAAAGAUGUAAAGCUCUUUAUUUUUUCCUGUAUGGUCUUCACAUUUAUGUACUUUGUGUGUUAUAAAUUAACUGAUCAUCACUAUUGAUAAAAGAAGAGUUGGUUGAUGAAAGCUUUAGAGCUAAAGAGCAGUUUCACCAUCAGGAUCCUUUUAAGAAUAAACUUACAAAAUUAAAAUGGGCCAUCUGUAUAGUUAUUGAUGACCAUCAGCUGUCCUGUACUCCUACACUUCAGGACAGAUUCUCACACUCUGUAUCCUUCUCCUUAUUUCCACUGUGGCCUACCCUAGACACCCUCUCUUAACACUCAUCUCUAGUCCACUGAUCUAUCAUUAAUCUUCUAAACACUCAUCUAUCUACUUAUCAACUUUAGACUGAAAUUUUCUGUUCUUGUGGCCUUCCAAGCCCCACCCUCUGCCAACCCCAAAUCAUUAAUACUUCAUUGAUUUAGAUUCUUUUUCCAACAACUCACAUCCCUGCUAAUCUCCCCCAGUGCAUUAACUUCAAUAGCUUCACAUUAAGUUCAUAACCUUUCUCCAACUCCUCUCCCCAAUGUCUCAACCUACUUUCAUUUACCCUCCUCAUUGCACGCUCAAUGGUAGAAGCGCUAUUGUUUCACCAGUACCUGUGGCUGUUAUACUUGCAUAGGUCUGACCCCCAUCCCCAAACCUAUGAAUCACAAAGGGACGUGUUGCUUUGUCAAAAAUGUUGUUUAAUUCAGGCUGUGGCCUUUGAUGAUCUUUUAGUGCAGGCUAUUGAAAUUCAAAUACCUGGUAAGAGAGUAUAUGCUGAGUUCCUGGCUUUGGUUCAGCUUUACUGUAGGAUCACCAAAUGAAGGCCAGGCACUUCCCCACAAGAAGAGAGUGAACUUGAAGAAUGAGCUGUUUUUGGGCUGUUCCCACAUUGCCUUGAAUGCCUUCCUCAAGGAAAGCAUUAUUGGAAAUCAGGUAAUGAUAUAUCCAUCUUUAUGGCUGCAGUUAGGUAACCUACUAAAUACUGAAGAAAAGGGGAGAGAGGUAAAGAAAGAUCAGAGAAGGCCAGUCCUCACACAACUACUUAUGUUAUAUGUGAUGCUUAAUCAGCCAGUUAUUUGACACAUGCAGCAGCUUAUGUAUUACAAACUAAAUCUGGAAAUAAGAAGCCAGUUUCCAGAAAGAUAACACAACACUACUAGAUUGUUAUAUAAAUCCAUCUGGUUCCCUAAUGUCAUGCAGAGCCUAUACGUGGCUCCCAUCCACCCCAAUGAUCUAGCACAAGGCAGUUCAGGAUGGGUAAUAAAUGCUGGUCUUGCCAGUAACACCCAUAUCUGUGAAUUAAUAAAUAGAACUGUUCAGUACAGACAAUGAUGUGAGUGGUUUUGGUAAAGAAGUGUGCUUCCUUUGAUGGUUACUGCAGUUAUUUAGGAACAGAUCAUUCUCUAGAGUAGUCUUACAAGGCAUUAGUGCAUAUACAAUUCUUGGUACAUGCCAUAUCAGGGAGACUUUGGCACCUGAUGUUGUACAACUCACACCUUUCUUGUUUCAGAUUUUAAUAGCUUUGUGUACUUUGGGAGAAAGACUAUUCCUGAAUACAUUGACCUUCCACCGCUGUUAGUGGGAAGUCUGUUCUUUUCUUUUUAAAUAAUCAUCUUUUGGGAUCUGGGCAUCACUGAUUUGAUUUAUGUCAUUGUGAUUUCCUUUGAAUAGUUCUUGGGAAUAGAUACUUCAGAAAAAGGAUCCUACUGGUGAGCUUCUCUUGUUCAGUGAAGAAUAAUAUAUUUAAUAUAUAAAAGGAAAUGAUGCA